Messenger RNA from Histoplasma mississippiense, 1629 nucleotides. RefSeq lists its product as hypothetical. Gene Ontology annotation, biological process: rRNA processing. The record is from RefSeq and is a predicted model, not a curated record. Gene Ontology annotation, cellular component: nucleus; ribonucleoprotein complex; cytoplasm. NCBI's taxonomy places the organism in Eukaryota, Fungi, Ascomycota, Eurotiomycetes, Onygenales, Ajellomycetaceae. Gene Ontology annotation, molecular function: RNA helicase activity; ATP binding; RNA binding. The transcript has 6 exons. Bases 1 to 1629 code for a protein of 542 amino acids.
AUGUCCUACGGUGGAGGCUACGGUUCCUCGCGAGACCACUAUGGUGGUGGAGGCGGCGGCGGCUACUCUAGAGGUGGUGGCUACGGAAAUGGCUACGGAAAUAGCAACGGUUACUCGCACGGCCACUCCAGCGGUGGUUAUGGCUCAUACGGAGGAGCUGGCGGCUACGGCGGUGGCACCGGGGGUGACAGAAUGUCAAACCUUGGCGCCGGCUUGAAGACGCAAAAUUGGGACCUCUCAACUAUGCCCAAAUUUGAAAAAUCGUUCUACAAAGAACACCCUAAUGUUUCGCAGCGAUCGACUCACGAGGUCGAUGCGUUUCGCAAAGAGCAUGAAAUCACGGUGCAAGGCAAAAACGUUCCUCGACCAGUGGAGACUUUUGAUGAAGCUGGCUUCCCGCAAUACGUUAUGUCAGAGGUCAAAGCCCAAGGGUUUGCGAGGCCCACGGCCAUUCAGGCCCAAGGGUGGCCCAUGGCCCUCUCUGGCCGUGACGUGGUUGGUAUUGCCGAAACUGGAUCCGGAAAGACUUUGACGUAUUGUUUGCCUGCUAUUGUUCACAUCAACGCUCAGCCUCUCCUUGCUCCAGGAGAUGGCCCCAUCGUCCUUGUUCUUGCACCUACUCGUGAGUUGGCAGUUCAGAUCCAAACUGAGAUUACGAAAUUUGGGAAAUCAUCUCGUAUUCGGAACACUUGUGUAUACGGCGGUGUCCCCAAAGGGCCUCAGAUUCGUGACUUGACUCGUGGUGUCGAAGUCUGUAUCGCCACUCCAGGCCGGUUGAUCGACAUGUUGGAGGCAGGAAAAACUAACCUACGACGUGUUACUUACCUUGUCCUCGAUGAAGCAGAUCGUAUGCUUGACAUGGGUUUCGAACCCCAGAUCCGCAAAAUUGUUUCACAAAUUCGUCCUGACCGACAAACUUGCAUGUGGUCUGCUACUUGGCCCAAAGAUGUCCGGCAACUCGCCCAGGACUUCCUCCACGACUAUAUUCAGGUCAAUAUUGGCUCUAUGGAUUUGUCUGCUAACCACAGGAUUACUCAAAUCGUGGAAAUUGUUUCAGAAUUCGAGAAACGUGAUCGCAUGGCGAAGCACCUUGACCGUAUUAUGGAGGCCAAUAAACAUUCCAAAGUCCUCAUUUUCACUGGAACUAAACGUGUUGCUGAUGACAUCACUCGAUUCCUCCGACAGGAUGGAUGGCCUGCGCUUUCUAUCCACGGCGACAAACAACAAAAUGAACGUGAUUGGGUCUUGAACGAAUUCAAGACCGGAAAAAGCCCGAUCAUGGUUGCCACCGAUGUGGCUUCCCGUGGUAUUGAUGUUCGCGAUAUUACUCAUGUGUUGAACUAUGACUAUCCGAAUAAUUCGGAAGAUUAUGUUCACAGAAUCGGCCGGACAGGUCGUGCUGGUGCCAAGGGAACUGCAAUUACCCUGUUCACCACUGACAAUGCUAAGCAGGCUCGUGAUCUGGUUGCUAUUCUCUCUGAAUCUAAACAGCAGAUCGAUCCUCGCCUUGCCGAGAUGGCCCGCUACGGUAGUGGCGGCGGCGGUAACCGAUGGGGUGGUCGUGGCCGCGGUCGCGGUGGCUUCACCGCUUCAAAUGCAGCACCUCUGGGCAAUAAUCGCCGCUGGUAA